CUUGGUGAUGUUUUGUCAUGAUUUCAAAGACACAUGAAGACGUGGAAUGAGAAGAGCAGGGAGAUCGGGAACCUGUCAAACUCUCAUUUGAAACAUGGAUUCCUUGUACCAUUCGACCAAUCGGAGUCUGCAAGAAGCUCACACCCAGCUGUCUCUAGCCAGCCACGCCCAAAUCCAGGAGUUUCCCAGCCUCUUCCGCGAAUUGCAAGUCCGUUUGGAACAGAUCUCAAGCAAUUGUGAACGACUCGAUAUCCUGGUCAAUAAAGAGCCCAUAACCCGCCGACAAAACGCCAAGAUCCGUGUAGAUCAACUCAAAUAUGACGUCCGAAAUUUGCAAGGAGCUUUGCGAACUGUAGCGGCCAAACAAGCCGCGAAAGAGGAAGAUCUGAAAAGACGUGAUGACUUGAUGCGAACUCAAUUCACCACGAAUUCUGCGGCUGCAUCGAAUGGAACGGCCUCAGAAACAUCCAUUCUCAUCGACCGGGCACUUGAACACAACACUGCGUUAAAUCGAUCUCAUCGAGGCAUUGAUGACAUGUUAAGUCAGGGCGCUCAGAUGCUCGAAAACCUCCGUGAUCAAAGGGGUACCAUGAAAGGAAUUCACAAGAAAAUGAUGGACAUCGCAUCCACUUUGGGCAUGUCCAAUACGGUCAUGGGGCUGGUGGAAAGACGUCAACAGGGGGAUAAGUACAUCCUCAUUGGGGGAGCCCUCUUCACUUGCCUAGUCAUGUAUUUGGUGCUGAAGUACUUCACGUAAAAUAAGCAUAUUCAUUCCCGCUAGCGACGUUUUUACAAAUUUAUAUAUAUAUAUCACCAAAAUAAAAUGACAUGGUUAUUCCGA
Molecule: messenger RNA, 841 nt
Organism: Tigriopus californicus
Lineage: Eukaryota; Metazoa; Arthropoda; Copepoda; Harpacticoida; Harpacticidae
Gene: Membrin
Product: Golgi SNAP receptor complex member 2-like
Exons: 4
Coding region: 95-757 (220 amino acids)
Biological process (GO): vesicle-mediated transport; vesicle fusion
Cellular component (GO): ER to Golgi transport vesicle membrane; Golgi apparatus; endoplasmic reticulum membrane
Molecular function (GO): SNARE binding; SNAP receptor activity
Source: RefSeq, a predicted model, not a curated record